GUGAUUCCGGAAACGGCGGCCAAGUUCUUGUCACAUGACGCGUAAACGUGCGUUGGCUGCCGGAAGUUACGGGCGUCCUGUAGCAUCCUCAUGGCGGCUAGAAAAAGAUAACUCCCUGCAUGGAGCGGUCCCUUCAUUAGGACAGGCACACUCCGGCUUCGAGCUGGAUCCAGACGGUUUCUCCAGGUGACCGCUACAACCCAUCACUGCCGUCCUUCGAUGGUUUCCUGAGUCUGUCUGGUUUGACGCAGUGAUUCUUUGGGAACAAUGGUGAAGUACUUUCUAAGCUGGAAUGAGCUGAAGAGCUCAUGGGACCAAGUAUUUAGUGCUUUUUGGCAGCGCUACCCAAACCCAUACAGCAAACAUGUCCUGACUGAAGACAUUCUGUACCGUGAGGUAACCAGUGACCAGAAGCUGCUAACCAGAAAGCUUCUAACCAAGACCAACCGCCUGCCGCGAUGGGCAGAUCGCUUAUUCCCAGCCAAUGUGGCCCAUGCUGUGUACAUUUUAGAAGACUCCAUAAUCGACCUACCCAAGAAAACCUUGACCACCUAUACCUGGAACAUAAACCACAGCACGGUCAUGUCUGUGGAGGAACGCUGCACAUACUGUGAAAAUCCAGAGAAAAACUGGACCGAGAUUAAAAGAGAAGCUUGGGUGUCAUCGAAUGUGUUUGGUUUUAGCAGACCUAUACAGGAAUUUGGUCUGGCUCGGUUCAAAAGCAAUGUGACCAAGGCAACGAAGGGCUUUGAAUUCAUCUUGGCAAAAAUGCAAGGCGAUACGCCUUCCAGGACACUGGUGGAAACCGCAAAAGAUGCAACAGAAAAAGCGAAGGAAACAGCACUUGCUGCAAAGGAGAAAGCCAAAGAUUUGGCCAGCAAGGCAGCUACAAGCAAGAAGCAGCAAUACGUCUAAGCAUCUCCCAGCUUCCAUUCUAGAUCCCACAUCACUGCACACCAGGCCCAAUGAUGAUGGGUUCAAAACGUCAUCUAAACCAAUUUUCAACUCUUUGUACAAAUUAGUUCUAUUUAUCAUGCUGUAAAUGAAAAGAAGGAAAUAUAUACUUGAAUGUAAUGCAAAAAUAAGAAAUGACACUUUUCUAAGCUUUAAUUUAUGAUUAAAGAAUGAUCUGAGAAGU
This is a messenger RNA of Nanorana parkeri, 1138 nucleotides long. RefSeq names its product PRELI domain containing 1 (gene PRELID1). Gene Ontology annotation, biological process: phospholipid transport. Gene Ontology annotation, molecular function: phosphatidic acid transfer activity. Gene Ontology annotation, cellular component: mitochondrial intermembrane space. NCBI's taxonomy places the organism in Eukaryota, Metazoa, Chordata, Amphibia, Anura, Dicroglossidae. The record is from RefSeq and is a predicted model, not a curated record. Bases 268 to 915 code for a protein of 215 amino acids. The transcript is spliced from 6 exons.